This is a messenger RNA of Sipha flava (yellow sugarcane aphid), 2598 nucleotides long. RefSeq names its product runt-related transcription factor 1-like. The coding region runs from base 859 to 2301 and encodes 480 amino acids. NCBI's taxonomy places the organism in Eukaryota, Metazoa, Arthropoda, Insecta, Hemiptera, Aphididae. Gene Ontology annotation, biological process: regulation of DNA-templated transcription. The transcript has 6 exons. Gene Ontology annotation, cellular component: nucleus. Gene Ontology annotation, molecular function: ATP binding; DNA-binding transcription factor activity, RNA polymerase II-specific; RNA polymerase II cis-regulatory region sequence-specific DNA binding. The record is from RefSeq and is a predicted model, not a curated record.
CGCACAACCCCUUGGCCGCGACGCCGCCGCGUACGUGUGUUCGGCUUGUGUGCGUGAGCGAGUGCGUGCGUACGUGUGGGCGUCCCGCGGCGCGCGCGCCGGCGAAAACCCCCGAAUAUUGCGGUCAGCGCACACGUACUCGGGUCGCGCGCUCGGCCCCACGCGCACACGCAGCACGCGAGCACCACUCCGGUACCGGUUACGUCGGCGAGCGAGAGGAACGGGCCGCGGAGCGAUAUAGGCGCUGAUAGUGAUCCGGCCGGUUACCGUGCGAACGUCCGUUUGUUCCGGCGUCCCGCACGCACGCGCCGGCGAAACGUUUUGGCCGCGGUACAGUUGCGGUGCACCUCGGAGUUCGCACGUCAGUGGCAUCGGGCGCGCGUACGCAAUCGCUGUCGCUGUUGUUGGCGAGCCUUACCCGUCCGGUCGUACGAAUCGCGGAAGUGUGUUGCGAGGACGGUCGCAGAAGUGUUGCGCGACUGAUCGGAGACCCGCCGGACACCGGCACCGAAGCACGUGCACCGACCGAAUGACGGACAAGCAGCCGAGGGACGGAAGAAUAAAAAAAAAAAGAGCGGGAAACGCGGUCGUAAAAAAAUAAACAACCGUUAGGCGCACCGCCGCCCGCUCCGCUCUACCGUCCGCGCCGCCGUCCCGUCACUCGCUACUGCCGCCCGGCUGUCGAAAGUUUGUUUUUUCCGUCUGUUUUUUUUUUUUUACACCCCCGUCCCGCUCGCCGCGUCCUUGAACCGUUCCAGUGAUCCGCCGCCACCAGUGUUUUUUAAAUCGUCCACGUAACAAAGGUACCGCGUUACGUGUUCACCGGGAGCGACGACCGCCGGCGGAUUCGGCCGCGGCAUGGUGGUCAAAGGGGCCCAGAUGAACGUCAACGGCGGGACGGCGCAGGGCCCGGCGGCCGAAGACGGGCUGUCCGAGGCGUACGCCAAGAUGACCGCGGACAUACUGGCCGAAAGGUCGUUGGGUGACUUCCUGUCCGAGCACCCGGGCGAGCUGGUGCGCACCGGCAGCCCGUUCCUGGUGUGCACCGUGCUGCCCACGCACUGGAGGUCCAACAAAACGCUGCCGGUGGCGUUCAAGGUGGUCGCGCUCGGCGAGGUGCCGGACGGCACGGCCGUCACCAUACGCGCGGGCAACGACGAGAACUACUGCGCGGAGCUGCGCAACUGCACCGCGCUCAUGAAGAACCAGGUAGCCAAGUUCAACGAUUUGCGGUUCGUCGGCCGCAGUGGCAGAGGCAAGAGUUUUACGCUGACCAUAACCGUGAGCUGUUCACCCCCGCAGGUUACCACUUACAACAAAGCCAUCAAAGUCACAGUAGACGGACCCAGGGAACCGCGUUCCAAAACACGACAACAGCAACAGUUUCACGCGUUCGCGUUCGGCCAACGGCCGUUCUUGUCGACUCACUUCGCUAACCCGCUGGACCCGUUGCACAGAACCGCGGAUCCGUUGGCGUUUCGGAUGCCGGCCAUGACGAACUGUCAAAACAUGGGCCAGUUCGCGCCGCACCAUUCGUGGGGAUACUCGCAUUCCACCGCGUACUCCACGUGGCCGGGAGGGGGCGGUUGCACGAACUUCACCCCGCCCGCACUAACCGCCACCGGAUUCACCGGCACCGCGGCGGCCACGACGUCGGAACUGCACACCUCGCUGACCGCUGCCGGCCACCAUCACGAUCUGUUCCCCAACUGCUCGGCCAACGCGCUGACCACCGUCGCCGUGAUGCCAUCGUUCUCGGACACCAGCGGCACGACGGCGAACAGCGGUGACCUGGAACAGCAAUUGUUGCUGUCGUCAUCGUCCAACUGCCACCAGCAGCAACAAGACAACAGGACCGGGUUCUCGACGGCUAGGGGUUAUCAGCAGCAGCAGCAGCAAUCAGCAGGAAAUGACCAGGUGAUGGCGCCGCCGCCGUCAGACCUGCACCCGUCCACGUCGUCGGGCCCGCGGUCCACCGACUCGUCGGCGCCGGACUCGCCCACCGGGCCCGUCGGCUCCGCGGACGACAUGAUGGCCAUCGGCCAGUCGCAUGGUUACGAGCAUGUGGGCGGUAGUGGUUACCACGGUGGUGGUCAUCCGACCAUGAUACCGGCGUCCCUGCAACUGUACUCGCAGUUGUACCACGCGUCCGCGGCCGGCCACACCACCCGGCACCAUCACCACCAUCACCACUAUCACCAACCCGGCGACGGCGACGAGCACCUAGCCACCGUAGCCCAGCGGCCCACGCAGCAGGCGGUGGCCGCGGCCGACCACUCGGCCGUGUGGAGACCUUACUGAUACGGCGCCGCGUACGGGAACGCGGUCGCGAACGGGCGGCGUUCGAAUCCCGGUAACGGUUACCGAACGGUGCACGUACGCGAUUUAAAAUUAAGGCCCUUGUUAGAUGAUUAUCGAUCGUUUGCGUAACAUAACGAUUAACAUUUUUCGCCAUAACGAUUACCAUUUUAUUACCGUACAGUUAUACCACAUUGAACCCACUAUACAUUAAUUAUACUUACGUCGGUCUUGUGAUCCGUAAACGAUGUGCAAUACUAAACUAUGUUAUGCAUAAUAUAUUAUUGUGUAACCUUUAAG